AUGGAGCAUCCGCGGGAACCGAAGAAGCCUCUGUUGGGGAGAAGAUCCAGGUCUCUGGACAGGUCACAUGGCCCCAAGAAGGACUCAGAGUCAUGGGACUGCCAGUGCCUUUCCGUGCCCAUUCUCACCACCCCCUACAGGCGGGUGCUGCACCGGACGGCGAGCGAUGGGACCAGAUGUCCCCAGGGCCCAGCUCAGUCUGUGGAGGCUCAGGGCACCAUGGCCAUAGCCCUCAGCCUGGAGGAGACCAGGGAGUUUCUCCCCAGUGACCAGAGGCCUCCGCAGGACACUAAGAAGGACAAGGCCCAGAGGCGGGGCCAGCAGGGGUGGCUGAAGAUCUUUAUAAACUUCUUUCUGAGGACAGGCCCUGAGGAGCCCAAAGAAAAGGGCAGCCGGAAGGCAAAGGGGAAGGAGGGCCUCCCGAAGCCCGCAGAAUCCCCUGGGGCACCGGGGGACACAGCUCCUAAGAAGAAAGCCCACGACAAGAAGGCCAGCCGCAAGAAACAUGGUCACAAGAAACAUGUUGCUGAGGAAACCAAGGGGGCCCAAGAUCAGGAGGCCGAAGGCCAAGAGACAGGGCUGCCCAAGAUGGCGGUUGCCCCACGCUCCGAGGAGGCUGACCUGGGCCCAGCACCCAGGGGUGGGGAAGGUUCGGAUAUCCACCAGUCCUUGUUCAUUGAGGAUGAGGGUCCUGGAGCGUCGGAGAUUUCUUCUCAAGACACAGGUCACUUGCUGGAAGAGAAGCUCAAAACCCUUGACAAGGAGACCAUCAUCAGCAUGAUAGUGGAGCUUCUCCAAAGAGUGGGAGACCAGUGGGAGGAGGAGCAUCUUCAAGCUCCUCGGCCAGAGGUGGUUCCACAGAACCCAGUGCCAGCCGUCAGGAAGAAAUCCCAAGAGAAGAAGUCUAGCCUCAAGAGAGCCUUUUCUUAUAAGAAACACAGCUCCGAGGAGCCUAAGAGAGUGGGGCCUGCAGAUGUUUCCAGCCCGGAGUCCUGGCCACUCAGGAGGCCCAACUUUCUGCCCCUGUGGGGGGGGGGCCAUCAGCCCUCCGCCUCCAGCAGCCCUGGUUCGGAGGAACCCCAUGUCCAAGAGGCCCUGUCUGCAGACAGCGGGGCUCCAAGUUCCUUCGAGCUUGCCGCCCAAGCAGGAAGCCAGGGACCCGAAGAGGACUUGCAGAUGAACAGAGCUUUGGAAUUCCAAGAAUUCAUCCAGAAGAUCAUUACCCUACUCCAGGAUGCGGAGGCGCAGUGGGGAGAGAAGCAGCUUCAAGUCCAGGAACCGGAGGUGGCUGUAGAAAACCUGUCCCCAUCUUGCAGAAGGAAAUCGCAUGAGAAAAAGUCCAGCUUCAGAAAAGCCUAUUCUCAUAAGAAACGUGGCUCCAAGGAACCGAAGAGAGCGGGGGCUGCAGGUGCCGCCAGCCCGGAGUCCCGGCCGCACAAGAGGCCCAGCUUCCUGCCCAUGUGCAUGGGGGGCCAUCAGCCCUCCACCUCCAGCAGCCUCGAUCUGGACGAUGCUGAGUUCCAGGAGUCCUCGCCUGCAGAAGGGACACCUGUUGGAUCCUCAGAAGCGCCCCCCAAGACCAGGGGCCACAAGCCAGAGGAGGGACUGCAGCCCGAUGAAGUGUUCGAAUCUAAGGAGCUGAUCAUUCAGGGGCUGGUGGAUCUUCUCCAAGAAGUGGAUGACCAGUUGGGGGAGCAGAUCAGGCGACACCCCAGCUUUAAGAGGUUUUUACACAAGCUCUCCGACUCCUCCCUCAGGAAGUUGGCAGCCACCCUGCAGAGCCGGAAGGCCCACCCUGCAGAGCCGGACAGGGACCUCACCAAGGGACCCUACCACUUUGCCUUUGGCCCGUCUAACAAAUUUGCCGGCAACAAUAGCCACGCCGUCCUCAGCCUCAUGGGCCUGUGCUCUGGCCAUAGCCAGCACAGCUAUACCCACCUCCUGUGCCAGGUGGCCCAGCAGAACAUCGCAAGUCUUGAAAUCCAAAGUCCAGAUUAA
This is a messenger RNA of Neomonachus schauinslandi (Hawaiian monk seal), 1998 nucleotides long. It is a transcript of the gene BNIP5, whose product is annotated as BCL2 interacting protein 5. NCBI's taxonomy places the organism in Eukaryota, Metazoa, Chordata, Mammalia, Carnivora, Phocidae. The record is from RefSeq and is a predicted model, not a curated record.